UUGAAAUGAAAAAUUUUUCCAAUUAUCACUUGUAUUGUUGUAUAAUUUGUGAAAUAAACAUAAUCUAUUCACUAUUGAAUUUUUGGAUGAAUACAAAAUUCUGAUAAUCAUUUGUGAUGAUGAAAUUAUCAACAGGAUUAUUAUCUAGUAUGUGGUUGAUCAGUGUUCUAUUAUGUUUGCAAUGCAUGAUACAAUCUUCAGUGACAUCUAGAAUUCAACGACCAUUGAUGAGUCACAUCUUUUUGAAGGUCGACGAGGCCGAACGACAAUUCGAUCUUCAGAAGAAUAAUUUUCCUAACGAACCUGAAACACUAAUGAUUAGUCCAGCAAGACCUGGUAUUCAUAAAAGGCGCAGACGAGAUGACAGACGUAAAUGGAAAAAGAAUGAAAAACGAAAACAUCGUUAUUCUAGGAAUUCUCGUUUUGCACAAAAUAAAAUGUGAUUUAAUCUGGAUCCAUUUUGUUCGUAAGUUUGAACAGAUAUAUAUAUAUAUCAAUCGUGAAAAUCACUCACCUAUCACUGAGAAACAGUAACUUUAUUCAAAAUUCAAUCUUUGAAAUUAUCAUUUAAUAUUUUAUUAAAUCUCUGAUUUUUAUAAAACUUUUUGAUAAUGACUUGUUACAAUGAUUUGUUUAAAUGAACAUUCAUAAUUUUUGGCGUAAUUUUCAAAUCGCACAUUAUGAAAAUGUUAUUUUCUCAUUUUACAGCACUAUAAUCUUUCAUGAUUUGUUGUUAUAUGACUGACACAAUGUGUGAAAAUAAAAUUUAACAUGAU
Messenger RNA from Schistosoma turkestanicum, 776 nucleotides. The record is from the annotation of a GenBank genome assembly. Lineage: Eukaryota; Metazoa; Platyhelminthes; Trematoda; Strigeidida; Schistosomatidae.